AUGGAGAAAGCGAGUGAGAUUGAAGAUUUCAGGGUCAAACAUGGCACCCUACAAGCAAACUAUGAUCAACUGCAACGGGAGUGCAAGGAACUAGGAGUACGUGCAGCAGAGGCAGAGGAGCGCACCGCUGACCUAAAGGAGGAGCUUGGGAACCUUCUCAACAACAGCGACGCUGUGACUACUACCACUAUCAUGGAACCGGUAGAGGUCAAGAACCCUGUCACUGUAGUUGAGAUUGGGGAUGUGUAUGGCACCCCUGAAAGGGUUGACGCUGCAGAGGGCACAGCGGUUCAAACGGGAGGUGUGGAUGAGGCAUAUGCGAAUGAGACCAUGGAGGCAGCGGCAAAAGUUGCGGAUGGAGAUGCUCUGGGACUGCUAGAGCAGCUCAACCAGCACCAGGAGCAGCUGGACGAAGAAGAGCAGCAAGAGGUCACAGAAGAGGGGAGUCUGGAUGGUGUCAUUGAAAAUACCGAGGAGUGGUCCCAACAGGAGGGAACUCCAAAGCUGGUACGUCCACCCGACUUGAUCGCUACUGGAGGCACUCUGGAAGGGGAGGAGGCUGCAGAUGGGACUGACACUGGAAAUGAGGAGCAAUUGGGCUAUGGGUCAGAAGACAAUGAAAGCCUCUUGCAAACCACAAAGCGAUCUGUGCUGCAGGCCGUGCUGGCUGGCAGAGAGGAUUGA
Molecule: messenger RNA, 684 nt
Organism: Ostreobium quekettii
Lineage: Eukaryota; Viridiplantae; Chlorophyta; Ulvophyceae; Bryopsidales; Ostreobiaceae
Source: the annotation of a GenBank genome assembly